Messenger RNA from Puntigrus tetrazona (Sumatra barb), 5770 nucleotides. It is a transcript of the gene slc23a2, whose product is annotated as solute carrier family 23 member 2. Gene Ontology annotation, molecular function: transmembrane transporter activity. NCBI's taxonomy places the organism in Eukaryota, Metazoa, Chordata, Actinopteri, Cypriniformes, Cyprinidae. The coding region runs from base 327 to 2438 and encodes 703 amino acids. The transcript is spliced from 16 exons. Gene Ontology annotation, cellular component: membrane. Gene Ontology annotation, biological process: L-ascorbic acid metabolic process; transmembrane transport. The record is from RefSeq and is a predicted model, not a curated record.
UUGAAAUACCACAGUGCCCCGUGUGCGGUGUGUACGUCCGUGUGUCGCUAUAUAAUAGAGAAAAAUCGCUCCGCCAAACCCCCGCUCGUCAAAUAAGCCUGUCUAGGCAGAAGGCCCUGUCCUGCCGAAGGUGCUCGGUCAGAGAAAGCCGCCGUUUCUGUGUUUACCCGCAGAAGUGGUGAAGUAGGACACUCGGUGCUGCUAACGUUACAAGGUACCACGGCAGAACACAAGGGGAAAUUACAGAAGAGGACAACGAGGUUUCUUCCUGGAAAGUUUAACCCCUCCCACACAGAUGCUUCCGGCCGACCUGAUUGGUGGGAGUGAUGUGUGAACUAGAUGACCUGGCUGGCCAAUCAGUGGAGAAUGAGAGUGUACUGACAGCCAGAGCAGCAGUGUUUCUACCAGAGCGCGAGCGGGAGUGGAGAACAACAGAGCCAGAGGGAGAGGAGGAGGAAGAGGCAGAGGAGCAGAGGCAAGGAAUGGGUGUUGGUAAAAACACCACCUCCAAAUCCAUGGACUCCGCCGCAGAGCCUGGCAAAUAUGAAGAGGAGAACAAACACAGUGCACACUUCUACCCCAUCCCAGUGGUUAAUGGUGCCGUGCAGACCCCCGGAGAUCAGGAUGCAGAGGACACGCAACUCAUGGCCAUUUACGCAAAAGACAGCCAGACCGAGGACAAAUGCUCCAUAUCAGAGACUGUGGACAGUACAGACAGCAUAGACGCCAGGAGAAUGGACAUGAUAUACACCAUAGAGGACACCCCACCUUGGUACCUUUGUGUGUUCCUAGGUUUACAGCACUAUCUUACCUGCUUCAGUGGUACUAUCGCUGUGCCCUUCCUGCUCGCUGAGGCCAUGUGUGUGGGAUACGACCAAUGGGCAACCAGUCAGCUGAUUGGCACCAUUUUCUUUUGUGUGGGCAUCACUACCCUGCUGCAGACCACCCUUGGCUGCCGGCUUCCAUUGUUCCAGGCAAGUGCUUUUGCUUUUCUCGCCCCUGCAAGAGCCAUCCUUUCAUUGGAUAAGUGGAAAUGUAACGCAACGGCUUUCCCUUUAUUAAAUGCCACAGAGCUACCACACACAGAAGACAUCUGGUACCCCAGGAUACGAGAGAUCCAGGGUGCUAUAAUAGUCUCGUCUGUAAUAGAGGUGAUCAUAGGGGCCUUGGGUUUGCCGGGUGUGCUGUUGAAGUACAUCGGCCCGCUCACCAUCACCCCUACAGUUACUCUCAUCGGGCUCUCUGGCUUCCAGGCCGCUGGAGAGAGGGCGGGCAAACACUGGGGCAUCGCCAUGCUAACCAUAUUCCUGGUGCUGCUGUUCUCUCAGUAUGCACGUAACAUCCAGUUGCCGCUCCCCAUCUACAAAUCCAAAAAAGGCUGGACGUCUUACCGCCUGCAGCUGUUCAAAAUGUUCCCAAUCAUCAUGGCCAUCUUGGUGGCAUGGUUUCUGUGUUUCAUCUUCACGGUGACUGAUGUGUUUCCUCCUGAGAAGGACAAAUAUGGCUUCUACGCCCGAACAGACGCCCGACAGGGCAUCCUUGCAGUCGCUCCCUGGUUUAAGAUACCCUACCCCUUCCAGUGGGGGUUGCCCACAGUGACAGCAGCAGGGGUGAUUGGGAUGUUGAGUGCUGUGGUUGCCAGUAUCAUAGAGUCUAUCGGAGACUAUUACGCCUGCGCCCGUCUCUCCUGUGCCCCGCCUCCACCUAUACACGCUAUAAACAGAGGGAUCUUCAUGGAGGGUCUUUCUUGUGUUCUCGAUGGCGUCUUUGGAACGGGAAACGGCUCCACAUCUUCUAGCCCAAAUAUUGGAGUGCUGGGCAUCACCAAAGUGGGCAGCAGGCGGGUAAUUCAGUACGGUGCGGCGCUCAUGCUACUGCUAGGAAUGGUGGGUAAAUUCAGCGCUCUCUUCGCAUCAUUGCCGGACCCAGUUCUGGGAGCGCUGUUCUGCACUCUCUUCGGCAUGAUCACUGCUGUUGGUCUUUCCAACCUGCAAUUUGUGGAUCUCAACUCGUCCCGCAACCUGUUUGUCCUUGGCUUCUCCAUCUUCUUUGGCCUGGUCCUGCCCAGCUACCUCAAAGGAAACCCUCUAGUCACCGGUAUAGUGCAGAUAGAUCAGGUGCUGAACGUUCUGCUUACGACCGCCAUGUUUGUAGGAGGCUCGGUGGCAUUUGUGCUGGAUAAUACUAUUCCUGGCACCCCGGAGGAAAGGGGUAUCCGUAAGAUGAAUCGCGGAAACAGCGUAUCUAAGCGAGACAGAAUGGAGUCUUACGAUCUUCCGUUUGGCAUGGACUUCCUCCGGCGCCAUCGCAUUUUCCAGUACCUCCCAAUCAGCCCCACUUUCGCCGGCUACCAAUGGAGCAUCCUCACUCAUGGCUGCCAUAACAGAAGAGAGGACGACAUGCCAACGAAGCCAGAGCUUGGAGAAAGUGGAGUAUAGUGUUUAGCGCCAGUAUUUCGUCAAACGGUAGUCGCAACCCUCCAUUCCACCCAGACAGUGAAGUCCGCAGUCCUGUCCUUUAACUAAAAAAGCCAGCUGUAAACUCAUUUCAUCCUACGAUCCUUUAAAAACUCCUUUUUGAUCGAGUUUGACGUCAACACUAAAGUUGGUUUAAUACAGCUCCUUAAAAUUUGACAGCGCAGCAGCUCUGGAGCCGAUCUGAAGGCGUCUCCAUGACAACAGCGAGUGGAUGCAACGCAGGUUGCACUCGUUCGUUGCUCUCUGCGAGGAAACAGACUGAUAGAUGGAACAAUCACUUUACAAAUUUUCCAGUAUCAGUGUUCCUUUUUUUUCGGCCUGCACUUCUCCUCCUGCGUUCGUGUUUAGAUAAUCGGAUGUGUUCGAAUUGAAAUGGCGGCCACUGUCUCACAUCUACACACUUCACAACAAACACAAACGUGCUCAAUCUCGCUUUAUGCAUGGCGCAGUUCCACAUUCGGAGGAUCGUUAAAGGUUUACUUAGUGAUGCAAGGUUAUUGCGCUUUAUGUUUGAAUUGCACUGCUUGAAUUAACGCACAAAAUGUAGUUUGCUUGUUCUUAAUUUAACUUCCGGUGUCCGAGUCUUGCUUCCAAAUCCGUACGUGCUUAAAUUGAAAUUAAAUUUAAGUCCCAAUGCCUUAAACGUAAGGAAAAUUAUUCAGUCGUACAAAAUUUACGUUUUCGUUUUUAGUUUUCGCCGUUAGUUAGCUGCUAUUUUAAUUGAUGGCUCGUAUCGAAAGAAGCGUUUCUUAUUCAGAUUGUAGCGUGUUUUGGAGGCGGAUAGCUAUGCAGUACGUAAAAUGAUACGGGAAACGAAUGUAUAUCAUGGUGCAUGGUUUGCAAAAGAAGGAAAACUGGAAGGGAAAAACUUGAGAAUGGUUGCACUCAGGCAGUCCCAUCGAAAGACAUGGGGAAACGUUUUUCUUUUGAUCAAAAUCUGUCGAGCCCUCCUUUGGGUGCCACAUCUUUUUAGUAUGUCUACUCUUGGAUAUACAGUAGGCGGCACUUCCUUACUGCCGUUCAAGUGCUGGUGGUUCAUAAUGUAGAUUCUCACAAGCACUGCAGCUGUGGUUUGUCUUUUGGGCACAGGGAGGAUGGGAGGCAUUUAGUGGGCAUUUAUUUGAUAGGCUCAACGUACCAUGUGCAAAUCCUAUUACACUGCAUUAUCACAAUCAGUUACUAAUCAUUAGUCAGAACUAUACAUUUUACAGACAUUUUAUAAUCUUUACAACACAAAGCAUUUUUAAACGUACGCUGUCAGUUUGUUUUGCAGCAUUGAAACCAACUUCUGACCGUCGGAGACUUCCUGAUUCGAUAGUGUGCAGUUGUGCUUUCACUUCUGUGGGUAUCUCACUUAAAGCUCCUUUUGUUGGCGCUGUCUUUACUCGAAGCUCCUACCGCGUCCGCUUUAGAUUCAGAGAUUCUUUUGUUGACUUGUAAUUUAUUUAUUUAUAUGUACUACGUCCUGUCUUCGUGUAAAUCCUUUGCUGCCCAUGAGCAGGGAAUUGGAGAUGCAGUUCUGCACUCUUAAGGUUUGAUUUGAUGUAUACUGUCAGCGUGGUGCAAAGAGAAAAUGCAGUUUUCUAUUACCGCGGUUUUGAUAUUUACAACAUAACCGGUGCUUCCUCUGCGAGUCAUUCCAACUAAGCCGUUCGAGAUGCUCUCUCAAAUUUUAGCUGACCUGAAAUUCAGCCUGAUGUCGGUUUCUUCUGAUUUGUUUUUAAUGGGAAAACCCUAAUUAUGCAAGGACCAUUUCACUCGGUAACAAAACGUUACAACUGUUACUUUGUUUUCAGCCUUAUUUACCCAUUUGUGUGCAUUAUAAAUAGAAAGAACACUUUGAUCGUGCGUUCGAGAAUGUUAAAGUGAUCGUAUUUGGGACCUAAAAGCCAGAAGUGAGUGCUGUAUACAAGGCAAUACUAAUUUUCCUUACUGUUUAGUGAACACUUGGAACAGAGUGCUGCAGUAAUUGAGCAGAACAAAAUCUUAUGUUGUAGAGAAUCCAUUGCUAGAGCACUUUUUGUUCCUAAAAUGAUAUUAUAAAACAUUCAGCACUCUGAAGUGCGGUAUAACGUUCGUCUGUGAAUCCAAAGUAAACGCGUCUGAGAAAGCGUGUGAAGUUUGCCUCUGAAUCCCAUCCCAUUCACGCGACAGUGCUUGCAUUGGUGUCAUCUCCUACAACUUUUAUCCUUUUUAAUAGUUUAUUGAAAUGGAAUAUGACAUCUUAUGAAGACCUUUCACAUCCUGUGGUGUUUAUUCGUGGUCAAAUAUUUCAGUCGUAUAUGGCAGUGACAUUAAUUAAUAUAGCAAACAUAACUAAUGGUGAUUUUUCAAAAGGAUUUUUAUUUCAUUCAUAUUAUUAUUAACACACACAUUUAUUGAUCUUAAAUGUUUUUUUGUUUUUUGAAACACGCAGUACUGUUGUGCUAAAUCUAAAGGUUGUGAUGGGUCUUAAUAACAUGGUGGCAUGUGAUUCAAAGAAAAACAACCCUUCAGUUAUUUUGAAGGGGGUACAUCUGAAGAAUAUACUUACUUUCUCUGAAUUGUAAUAUGUUUUUAAUGUUUUAUUGUUUUGUUUUUUUUGUACAUCAUUGUGUUUUUACAGACAAAAAAAGAUGUUGGGGGGGAAAAAUGCUUAUCUUAAAUCAUGAUGCUGCAAAGCGCACCAAUUUGUUACAUUUUUAUUUAAGAGUUAAAUAAAUUCUUUUUUUUUUUUUUCUUUAAAUCUGUAGUUUGAAUAUAUUUGUUAACUUGGAUGUUUUCAUAUUGUAUUUUUCUAACAUUACUUCCUGUUCAUGUUAAAUGUAGUACAAAUUUAGAAAGUGCAAUGCAUUGAGACUAUUAUAAAUAUAUGAAUAUAUAUAUAUAUAUAUAUAUAUAUAUAUAUAUAUUGAGUGCAGAAUGUGCUAUAUUCUUGGACCAGCCAUUGCAGCUCCUGUUAGUAGAAACAGCAGAAAUUGUUUUAUUCCAUGUUCCUAAAAACAUUUAAUAAGAUGUUUCUGACCAAAUCAUAACGUCUUUUGUCUCUUUGUAUGUGUGUUUGUGAGUGCAUCGAGAUUCCCCACGACAAAACCCUAUAUAUUAGGUCAAUCGUAGUAGUAUUAUUAUUAUUAUUAUUAUUAUUAUUAUUAUUAGCAUAUAAUUAUAAUGAUAAUUUAGACAAAUCGGUGUAUAUCAGAAGUACGUUAUCAUAGUUGUUUCUUCCUGCAUCCUUAACCGUUUUCAGAUCAGAUACAGUACAGUUAGGAGUAUAUGGAAAAUAAUGGUUAAGCAACAAUAAAAUGUUGGUCUCC